GAAUCGAUUUGGCUGCCAGCUCUAGCUUAAACUUGUAAAAAAAACAAACUGUCAGACUUUUUGCCAUGUCUUUGGCUCGUGCUAACAGAGCCGUCCUGUAGAGUGUCCUUGAGCGACUUGCCAGCCCAGAGCGAGUCCCAAACCGGGCUCCAGUCGAUACCCCAUACCCCCGAUUCCCGAUGAACGCCAACGGCAAUGGUGGAGCAGGCGGUGCAGGUGUUGCAGGUGGUGCGCAUGGAGGAGCUGCUGGCGGGGCAGGUGCAGGAGGUCCGGUAGGAGGUCCGGGAGCAGGGCCUGGCGGCGGUGCAGCUGCAGCGGAUCAGCCGGGCGAGGCUGCCGGAGCAGCAGGUGGCGGCGCUGGCGAUGGAGCUGCGAAUCCGCCCGGGCAUCCCAAUGGAACCAGCGCCAGCACAUCGGACAAUCCGCCGAAUGGAGCCAACGUCAACGAGGAUCAGGAGGCCAAGCGACGCAAGUGCCGCGAAACAGAAGAAGCCCAGGAUGGAGCCAGCACGAUGAUCGAUGCGAAUAGUGUGCUCAAUAAGAUCGCCAACCUGUACGCCGAGCAGCUGAUGUCGGACAUCGUGCUCCUGGUAGACGGCAAGGAGUAUCCAGCCCAUCGCGUCAUCCUGUGCGCCAGCAGCGACGUCUUUCAGGUAAUGCUAAUGAACCCGGAGUGGAACGAGUGCAGCAAGCACGUGAUCGAGCUGCACGAGGAGGCCUGCUGCUCGGCGGUGUUCCCGCAGUUCAUCAAGUACCUGUACGUGGGCCACAUCGAGGUGACGCUGCAGACGGUGAUGCCGAUGCUGGCGCUGAGCGACAAGUACAAUGUGCGCGACCUGAUCGAUCUCUGUGUGGGCUACAUGAACAAGCAUGUGGCCAAGGCGGCCACCAGCGGUUACCUGGUCUCCUGGCUGCAGUACACGCUCUCCUUCUCGCCCACCCACAACGAUCUUACCGAGACGCUGAAGCGGUUCCUCAAGUGGAAUCUCGAGAUGGUGGCCGAUUCGCGUGACUUUGUGGAAAUGGAUCCGGCCAUAAUGCAACUGCUGUUGCAGCAGAACGAUCUGGUCGUCACCAGCGAGUACAAACUGUUCGCCCUCCUGCAGACGUGGCUGCUGCAUCGUCGCGAGCAGAUGGAGGCAACUGCCGGCGGCAGCUUCAUGGAGCUGAUCGAGCAGACGGUCUCCCACAUACGCUUCGGCAUGAUGACGCCGCGCCAGCUGUCGCACCUGCUGAUGGACCCGCUGAUCGAGUACCACAAGGAGUUCCUCGUCGAGCGCAUCGCCAUCGGGAUGAGCUACCAGUCGGGGCAGGAGGAUCGGGUGCGCGAGGUGCGGGCCACCGAAACGGGCGAGCUGCAGUUCACGCCGCGUCUCUACUGGAACGACACCUGGAGCGUCGACAUCGAUGUGCAUAACUUUGACGCGAUCGAGGACUACAAGAACUAUGUGACCUGUUUCUUUUCGCAGCGCCACAUCGCCGAGACUGAGGAGGACGAUCCCUGUAUGACCUGGGAGAUAGAGUUUUUCCCGCGAGGCGUUAAGUACAACAAGGCCAAAAUGGUCUGGGGCGAGGACGUGCCAGGCUGCUCCUUGAACACUGUGCGCCUACGGGUUACCUGCAAGCAUCAAAACAUUGACGAGGAGCGAUUUAAGAUCGCGGUGCUGAUAGUGGGCGUACAGAACCAGAUUAUGCACAUCCGCACAGUUGUGGAGCGCACGGAGUACUUCUCGGAUACGUCGCGCGUGAUCAACCUGGACAACCUGCUGCCGUACGAGGAGCUGGAGCACACAUCGCCGUACUUGAGUCCCCACCUGACGGGCACGGCAAGGAACACACUGACCCUGCAUGUGGUCAUCACGCCGAUGGGCUCCCACACCUGCCGGGAUACGCCGCCGUUUCAGUUUUAAGCACGGUGACCCGGCUUGUGGACACCUCGACUAACGCACUCCGUACUUCCUGGCGCAUCCACAAGCACCACACGCCUCCGCAGUUUUCGCAGCCACCGCAGCCACCACUGUAUUUCACUCUUCCAUAUAUAUAUAUAUAUAUAUUUUGUGUGUAUGUAUAAAUCCAAUCCGACUGCGAAUCCCCUUGGGCUCAAUCCUUGCGAUCCUGAUGCUGUUCCACACUGCUGCUCGAUCACAACCCACUCCCCACCCCCUGCAAUAUGUUUUAUUAUAAGUUUUUGUUUUAUAUUUUUCCUAUAAGUUAAGCGCACCGAGGGGAGUAAGUUCUUAAGAAGGGCCAUAGCCGCUGAGUGUGGAUCGUGGAUCGUUAAGCUUGGCCAUAGGUGGACAUGAGGAUUGAGCGUGUAAGCAUCGUACUGUAUCUACUGUACACCGUUUCACAGCGUAGACGCCAACUGAAGUGAACCUAGACUAUGAAAACGAGAGAUUUUCUAAUAAACGUUGAUAUGUAAAAGACAAAACCAAAACCAAAACCACUUACCACAUGGCUGAGAAAGAGAGGGCCGCGUUUGGCUAUUGCCAUCUCGUCGUCUAUUUGCCAAUGCAUAAAGCAUCAGUUUUAAUGUUUUACAACCGAUAGAUAUGUGUAUGUCGCUUGUGUGUGUGUCCACUAAGAUAUUCGGAUCCCUUAACGAGUGUGUUUAUGGCCUGGUCUCAACCUGUCGCGUCUCUGGGGUCUAUCUUUAUGGGCUCUGCUGGGAGUGACUUGGCCAUAAUAUCCGCCUACAGUGCGGAACGCCAAAACACUGGGCUCUUCGAGUGUAAAUGUCAUGGAUUGUGAAAAAAGGUCCAGUCAUCAGUCAUCAGUCAUCAUCAAUCGAAUUGACUUAAUCUUGGCGUUAAUGUAGUUGUUAAAUAAAAUGUCUCUUCAAAAAUCAGCUAUGGUCUAUUAUUGAAGUUUGCGUUUUCAUUAGACUGAACUAAAGAGUAGAAUUACUGUCGUUUAAAGAUAUAAUUUAGUGAUUUCAAAUUAAUUUUAAUUAUUUCCUAAAGUUGACCAGUCAUUUUGUAAAAUAACAUCUCUGAAACCUCUAAUAAAGGUGUCUUAAACUAAAAUUAAAUGUUUUUAUUACCCCUUAAAG
Molecule: messenger RNA, 3052 nt
Organism: Drosophila gunungcola (fruit fly)
Lineage: Eukaryota; Metazoa; Arthropoda; Insecta; Diptera; Drosophilidae
Gene: Tango10
Product: BTB/POZ domain-containing protein 17
Exons: 4
Coding region: 180-1910 (576 amino acids)
Molecular function (GO): protein binding
Source: RefSeq, a predicted model, not a curated record